CCGUCCUAUUCAAUCCCGGAUUACCGGAGAGUAUAACUACCGGCCGAGCGGAAGAGGGGAAAGUAUUGUUCACGCGCUCCUUUAGCACCUGAAAUGCAAUCCAAAGGAGCGCUUUUCCUCCUCGCCGUGUGCGCGUUAACGGCGUAUUACAUCUACUCCCCCAUUCCGGAGAACAUCGAGCAGAGGUGGAAGCUCAUGAUUACAGACUGCUUCUUCAGGAGUUUGAGUCACUUGGCGGACUUCACUGAGCUGAUAGGUCUGGCAGAGUACAUGGACGUCAUGAUGAUCAUCACGUUCUUGGAAAAUGUGGUACCCGUGUCUGACGAGCGGGUGAAGGUGGCGGAAGAGCGUUUUGAUGGCGUGGAGGUGGUGGUGUAUGAACCUAGUCAGGACAGAGGAACAGGCGAGAUGAGGAGGGCAGUCAUUUACCUGCAUGGUGGAGGAUGGUGUCUUGGCAGCGCUAAAAUGGGUCCAUAUGAUCACCUGUCCAGACAGACGGUUACAGAACUAAAUGCUGUGGUUGUUGCUGUAGAGUACCGCCUGGCUCCUCCAUACCACUUCCCUGUUGCCUUUGAGGAUGUGUAUCGUGUAGUGAAGUACUUCCUUCAGCCUGAUGUUCUGGACCGGUACAAGGUGGAUCCGGAGCGUGUUGCGGUUUCAGGUGACAGUGCCGGAGGAAACCUGGCAGCCGCUGUGACGCAACAAAUGCAGCUGGAACCAAACCAGCUUGUGAAACUAAAAGUCCAGGCUUUAAUCUACCCGGUCAUGCAAGCGCUGGAUCUCAACACACCGUCAUACCAGCAGAACCAGCACAUGCCAAUCCUGCCACGCACGCUCAUGGUCCGCUUCUGGAGCGAGUACUUCACUAGUGACAAAUCAUUUCUCACUGCCAUGUUGGCCAAUAACCACAACAGUGCAGAAUCCAUCGCGCUGCUGAAAUUCGCCAACUGGAGCGUCUUCCUACCUGAGCCCUACCGCCGGGCGUACAGCUACAGCGGCCUGUCGAUAUCGACAAACAAACCCUCCGUGUCGCUAGUGGACCCGCGGGCGUCGCCGUUACUGGUGCCCGACUCUGUGUUGCGUCAGCUGCCUAAAACGUAUGUUGUGACGUGCGAGUACGAUGUGCUGCGUGACGACGGCAUGAUGUAUGUAACGCGCUUGCGUCUGGCCGGCGUCCACGUGACGCACGAACACUACAGAGAGGGUUUUCACGGCCUAGUUAUGUUCACUCUGUGGCCCACAGAGUUCGAAAUCGCCAACAGGAUUACGGACGGUUAUCUGCUGUGGCUCAAGGAGAACUUGUAAAAGGAUAUUUGCAACAGGAUUGGUUUACAGACCUUGUCUCAGAGGUCCUUCCCAGCACCAAGCUGCGUUUAGAUGUUGCUUUUUUUCACAUUUCGUCUUCGUUUCAUAUGUUGGAGUGUUUCCUGAUUAAAAGUCUGAUUUACCGUUGUAUUAUCAGGGCGUAAUAUUUGCAUGAUUCAUGACUACUUCUGGCUUGUAGAGAAAAACAGAGCAGAGAAAUGUUUUUUUUUUUUUUUUUAAUCUACAUCAUUCUGUUGAUUUAUGUCAGUAUAAAAGUAUGCCAGAUAAUUUUUAAAUUUUUUAAAUUUUUUUUUUAUAAGUCUCAUUAAUUAUUUACAGACCUCAGCUGUUAAUCGUUUGUGUUGUUCAGUCUUUAGACUCAAUGGGGUUUGGUUUAACAAGCAUUAACAUAGUUAUGUCAUGUCUAAAAUGCACAUGUUUUUGUUUUUGUUUAGUUUUUUCAAUGUGAAACUGGGAAAAUCCUGAUAGUAAUUUGCAUACGGUUUUAUUCUGUUGAUUUUCCUUCACCAUCGCUGCAUUCUUAAGUGCCUCAGAAAGUGUGUGUGUGUGUGUGUGUGUGUGUGUGUGUGUGUGUGUGUGUGUGUGUGUGUGUGUGUGUGUGUGUGCAUGGUACAGCCAACAACUGAGGAGUGUUUUUAAAAUGUAUCUUUCACAACUGGGCUUUCAGUUCCACUUAAAACAACUGAAGCAUGCAGUGAGGUAACACAUUUAAGCUGAUUUAUAGCCCAUCCCACCCACACACACCUCCUCAAUAUUACUCCAGCUCUGGUUUAUAUUAAAACGCUCAUUCUAAAACAUUAGCGUUUCUAUAGUAACGUGUAAUUCACAUAAGACUUUUUGACGUUUUAAUUUUUGAAAGGGAAAAAAAGUGUAGCAGUUUUGGAAGGAGUCUCCAGCAUCAGCGUUUUUUGAGAGAAAAGGGGGGGGGGG
Molecule: messenger RNA, 2256 nt
Organism: Ictalurus punctatus (channel catfish)
Lineage: Eukaryota; Metazoa; Chordata; Actinopteri; Siluriformes; Ictaluridae
Gene: aadac
Product: arylacetamide deacetylase
Exons: 5
Coding region: 94-1305 (403 amino acids)
Cellular component (GO): membrane
Molecular function (GO): carboxylic ester hydrolase activity
Source: RefSeq, a predicted model, not a curated record